Sesamum indicum (sesame) is the source of this 1164-nucleotide messenger RNA. RefSeq names its product peptidyl-prolyl cis-trans isomerase CYP21-1. Lineage: Eukaryota; Viridiplantae; Streptophyta; Magnoliopsida; Lamiales; Pedaliaceae. Gene Ontology annotation, molecular function: cyclosporin A binding; peptidyl-prolyl cis-trans isomerase activity. The record is from RefSeq and is a predicted model, not a curated record. Gene Ontology annotation, cellular component: intracellular membrane-bounded organelle; cytoplasm. Gene Ontology annotation, biological process: protein peptidyl-prolyl isomerization; protein folding.
CAAUAAAAUCUUGAGUGAGGAUUAAGAAUAAUAACAGCAGCAUUAAUCACUCGCUGCCAUUGUUGGCCUCGAGCAGAGAGAGACGAAGACCAUUAUCAAUUCAGAUAUUCUUCCAAUUUUAUACAUCACAUUUACCUGCUUUGGAAACUCCCACUCACACUAUCCGGUGUGUGUUUAUAGUUUAUACACUGAUUUUUACUGUGAAACCGAAAAUAUUUGCUGGUUAGUAUGCGUUACAUGGAUGAUUGAUGGGAAAACUUACUGAGACAUGAUUGAUUGGAUGAUGGGGCGAGAGAUCUCAGUGUUGAUUCAGCCAAAGAGUUUGUUGAUUUUCGUGGCGGCUUUAGUUCUGAUAUUUCUCGCUUCUUCGUUGUCUCAACAGGAGGCAGCAGAACAUGUGCAGGAAGACCACGAAAUUACCCAUAGAGUAUUUUUGGAUGUUGACAUAGAUAAGCAACGAAUAGGGAGAAUCACUGUUGGAUUAUAUGGUGAAGUCGUGCCAAAGACUGUGGAGAACUUUAGGGCUCUGUGUACAGGGGAGAUGGGAAAAGCUGCUAACGGGAAAGUUCUCCACUAUAAGGGAACUCCAUUUCAUCGGAUAAUACCUGGAUUCGUGAUACAAGGUGGGGACAUUGUUUCUGGAGAUGGGAGAGGAAAUCAAUCUAUAUAUGGCGGCACAUUCCGUGAUGAGAAUUUUAAGUUGAAGCAUUCACAUGCAGGUGUUUUGUCAAUGGUGAAUUCAGGGCCUGAUUCCAAUGGUUCCCAGUUUUUCAUAUCUACAGUGAAGGCUUACUGGUUAGAUGGAGAGCAUGUUGUUUUUGGCAAAGUCAUUGAUGGAAUGGAUACUGUUUAUGCCAUUGAAGGGGGUGCAGGAACCUACAGCGGGAAGCCAAGGAAGAAGGUAAUUAUUGCCGAUUCUGGGGAGAUACCCAAGAGCAAGUGGGAAGACGACCCCCGAAUUUCAGUAACAUAACAAUAAACGCAAGUUCUUAAGUUUAACUAAUUGAUUCAGUUAGAAAUUGUUUUGCUGUGCGUUCUUAUGUAGCAUAUUUGUGAAAUCGUACAAUCAUCUAUAGUCCAGCACUUGCCUCUUCAGAGAACUGUAAUCUGUUUUUCCGCGUUGAGCAACUGAUAUAUGAGUGGCUAUUACAGAAAGAAUGAAAA